AUGGCUUUAAUGAGAGGUCUCUUGGGUGCAAAGAAGAUCUUGAGCCGCUCUGUGAUGGCUACUACACCAAAAGGGUUUCUUGCGGUGUAUGUUGGCGAGGACCAGGUCCAGAAGAAGAGAUAUAUAGUUCCUGUCUCAUAUUUGAGCCAGCCUUUGUUUCAAGCUCUGCUCAGUAAGUCUGAAGAAGAGUUUGGGUUUGAUCAUCCAAUGGGUGGCUUAACCAUUCCUUGUCCUGAAGAUACUUUCAUCAACGUGACUUCUGGGCUAAAGGGAAGAUGAUCCGAGGAGAUAGAGAGAUUUAACGUUGUCUACUCCUGAGUUAGAGAUAAAUUAUUCAAUGUAAAUAGGUCAACCUUUUCCCUCGUUCUUCCUGAGAAAAAGAGUUGUUCAAGAGGUUACAAAGCUCAAAGUAAAUGAAUUUUCUGUUGUAAAAGUGUUCUAUGCUAAUUGAAGAAAGGUUUUUAAAAAUAUAAUUCAUCUUGAAAACUUGGAUUGCUCGAGUGUGAAUCAAUGAAAUGAGUUGAAACAUGUUUGUCUACACUAACAGGUUUACCAUGUUGCUCUUUUCAUAUAUUAUUCAAGAAUUGGCUGAUUGAUUGUGAACAGAUAUUCACUGUUUAAGUCAGUUCGUCGAAGUAACGAAAAUACAAGUGUCUAUCACCUUACCAUUUCAAGAGAACAAGAAACAUUCCGGUCUUUGAGAUUUGAUAUAUUAAAUCAUUUUUUCACAGUUACGUGAGCGGUAAGACUGAUGGUAAAACAUGUUUUAAGGACUGAUUAUCGAAAGUUGAGGAUCCACACAUUCCCUUGGAAAUGUAAACUUGAGCAUGAUUUUAACUUGGGUUAUUUUAAAGUUGUAAUGAUAUUUUUUUUUUCAAUGACUGAUCAAAAAUGAAUAACUUUAACAUGAAUUAUGCUGUGUUUAUAGCAUAAAAAUUAUAUUCCACUUUCAAAUUUUAGAACUCUUCCGGGAAGAAAGAGAGGAAAAAAAAACAAACUAUCCUCUAUUUACAAGGAACAAAGUAUAUCUCUAACUAGAAGAACAAUAUGUUUGAUCAUCAUCAUUGGAGCCUAGACGUUACGUUGAUGAAGAUAUCUUCAGGACAAGGGAUCGUUAAGCCACCCAUUGGAUGAUCGAACCCAAACUCUUCUUCAGAUUUGCUCAGAAGAGCUUGAAAAGAAGGCUGGCUCAAGUAUGAGAUUGGCACCACAUAUCUCUUCUUCUGGCUCUCUCCUACGUACACCGCAAGAAACCCCUUUGGUGCCGCCGAGGUUGCUCUUUUGCUUGUUGCGGCUCCAAGAAUCUUCUUGGCACCCAAUAGAUUUCUCACGAAAGCCAUUUCUAGUUUCUUUUUCUGAAGCCUCGAAGAUGUAUGAAAAGAUUCAAGUUAUUGGAUAUAUUGCUUGUUUGCUGGUUGAUGAUUUUGAAAGAAUCGGUAAUGUUAUGUGUAUAUAUAGAAAGAUCAAUGAAUGAAUUCGAACCUCUCUCAAACUUGUGGUCUUGAACAAUGGGACAAACUAGAGCAGAGUUUCACAUGGUAUUGUCUGAACCAACUUGAAAAAGUUAUAGGUCAAUGCAGUUUGUGGUGAUAAGAUUAUUAAUUGAAUGUAGGACAAUAAACUAAAACAAACUCCAUAUGUAAUACACAAGGGCUUGUUUUCUCAAUGUUUGUUUAGAUAAGACAUUUGUUUUGUCAAUAAUAAAGACCAGCAAGUUUCUGUUCUUCAUGUUCUGUGGUGAUCAUAUUCCCUCAUCUUUGUGGUCUAAAUAGAUUUAGUUAAUGAGAAUUUAAAGUGGGGACAUGAAGUUUCUCAACAGCAGAACAACAAGUCUCUGUCACAGUUUAAGUUGUUCUUUGAUUAUAUCCACAGAUAUGUAUCACACAUGACAAGUUAUACGUACAAGAUUGAAUAACUCAUGUCUUCUCUUCUUUUAUUAUACAGACAUGAGAAAACAAAAGAGAUAAUGCUCGCUAGCUUUCGUUUCUUGUCUUCUAUCAUCAUAUCUUAGAAAACAGAACCAUGUGAAUAGAGGUAUGCGUAUGUCUCAUUCUUUCAAUGGUUCUAAGGUGGUUUCAAAGUCUUUUAACAAUCUAUAUAUACAUCUUAGGGCAGUGAACCAACUCUUCAAUACAAACCUUGAAUCUGAGCAUCUAUUUGUUUCUCAGAAGCUUCAAAUUUCAAUUUAAAGACACAAGAAAUGGCUUUGUUCAGAGGUCUCUUGAGUGCAAAGAGAAUCAUUGGCCUCUCUGUAGGGGCUUCAAGCAAAAGGACAGUUUCAGCGCCAAAGGGGUUUCUUGCAGUGUACGUUGGUGAAGACCAAGUCCAGAAGAAGAGAUAUCUUGUGCCAGUAUCGUUCUUGAAUCAGCCUUCUUUUCAAGCUCUUCUAAGUAAAUCUGAGGAAGAGUUUGGAUAUGAUCAUCCAAUGGGUGGAUUAACCAUCCCUUGUCCUGAAGACACCUUUAUCAACGUGACUUCUCCGCUUCAGUGAUGAUGUUCCACAAGAAGAGAACACUGACAUUAGUUAGAGAUAGAAUCAUUCAAUGUAUAUAUGUUAACCCUUUCCUCUUUCUUUGUCAAAGAGAGUUGUUUCAAGAGGUUACGUAACUCAAAAUGUUUUAUGCCAUAUUUCUAUGUAAAGACCAUGGUUUCAUUUACACAAAUUGCAAAAAGUUUUCUGAGAAAUUUGUCAUCAUUCUUGCAUUCACAAUUGUCUAUGUAUCUAUAUUUGUAGCACGUGAAUGUUAUGAGACCCAUACAUGUUUUUGUUUCUGAUAGACACAAACCAUUAUACGGGGAGGAUGUUUUCUUCAUUAAGAUUCUUCUCUUAUGACAAAUUAUCUUUUAAUAUGAAGAUUACCAUCCCAGUGAUCUCACUACACAAUCAAAUUACCCCGAGGUCGCUGACCUGCAGAGGAUAACCUCCCUUAAGACAGAUGGUUUGAACAGCUCAGUGAUUUUGGAUUCAUUGGAUCAAAUGACAAAAGCUAUAAAUAAGAUAAUAAUCAUUCGGUUAACUCUUUACACACGCUGCAACAAACUCUCUGAAGAAGUAAAAGAAAAAGGUGUAUAUCUAUUUACAAAGACUGGUUAGGUCUGUUUUAUAACAAUAACAUUAUGUUGGAGCCAAGAUACGUUAUACUGAGUACAGAGAACAGAGUUUCACAUGAUUGUGUGUUUCAGAUGGUUGUGUAAUUCAGAUGUGUUAAAUCUGGAUUGACUGUAGGACAUGCAACAUGUUCUUCAUUCUCUGUAAUGAUUCUCUAGUGAGUUUUUCUUCAUAUUCAUAAAUAUCAAAACACAUGUCAUUACAGUAGUAUGCAGAGGCACACCAAAAGUAAUGAUCAAAUAAGAAGACGAGAAGAAGAAAAAAAACAAGAAUCAGAUAGGUGUCGCACUUUCUUGUUGAAUGGUUGCUCCAAAAUGUAUUAACAUGAAUCAUUAUCGUGUCUAUAACAUUCACUUUCAAAAGAUUAUAGAAUAACUCUUUAAACAAUAAAGAGGUUAAAAAAAUCUCAUCUAUCUACAGGGAAAGUCUAUAUCUAACUAGACUAACAAUAUGUUUGGAUAAUCAUCAUUGGAACCGAGACGUCACUGUGAUGAAUAUAUCUUCAGAACAAGGGAUUGUUAAGCCGCCCAUUGGAUGAUCAAACCCAAACUCUUCUUCAGAUUUACUUAGUAGGGCUUGAAACGAAGGCUGGCUCAGGUAUGAGAUUGGCACCACAUAUCUCUUCUUCUGGCUCUCUCCUACGUACACAGCAAGAAACCCUUUUGGUGCCGCCGAGGUUGUUCUUUUACUCGUAGAAGCUGCUGUUACAGAGCGGCCAAGAAUCUUCUUUGCACCCAAUAGACUUCUCACCAAGGCCAUCUUUUAAACUGAAAGUUUGAUUUCUUUUGAUGUUUUGGAAGAUGUAUGAAAAUACUAAAGUUAUUGGAUUGCUUGCUUUAGGUUGAUGAUAGAAAGAAUGGCUAAUGUGUACAUAUAUAGAUAGAUCGAUGAGUGAGUUAAAAUCUCUCAUUGAAACUUGUGGUCUUGGAUCGUGGGACAGACUAGAGCAGAUCACAUGGUUCUGUCCUUCAUGUUCUAUGGUUGAUUAUAUGUCUUAUUCUCUCAUUUACGUAGUCUUAAUGGAUUUAAUAAGAACUAAUAGUGGGGACCUGAAGUUUCUCAACAACAGAACAACAAGUCUGUGUCACCAUUCAAGUUGUUCUUUGAUUAUAUUUAAAAAUAGGAUUACAGACAUUUGGAAACCAAGCCCUUGUGAAUUGACUAUGGCGAUUAUCCAAGUAGACAAAUUGCAUUAAUGCAUCUUUUUGAGACGGUGAAGACAGAACCAUGUGGUGCUUUGUUCUAGCCUGUCCCACACAAUUGUAGACAACAAUUUUCAAAGAGGGUUCAAACUCAUUCAUUGAUCUUUCUAUAUAUACUAUACACAUAACCUAUUAUUUCUAUCAUUAACAAGAACCAAGCAAUAUAUCCAAUUACUUUAAUCUUUUCAUAAAUCUUCACGAGCCUCAAAAAGAAUUUCAAACUUUAAAGAAAGAGAUGGCUUUGAUGAGAAGUCUACUGGGUGCAAAGAAGAUUCUUAGAGCGGUAACAAGCAAAGGGGAAACCUCUGCGACACCAAAAGGGUUUCUUGCGGUGUACGUAGGAGAGAGUCAGAAGAAGAGAUAUGUAGUGCCAAUCUCAUACCUGAGCCAACCUUCCUUUCAAGCUCUACUCGGUAAAUCUGAAGAAGAGUUUGGGUUUGAUCAUCCAAUGGGUGGACUAACGAUUCCUUGUCCGGAAGAUACAUUUGUCAAUGUGACUUCUCGGUUCCAGUGAUGAUUACUUGACUAUCAAGUUUUGUUAUGGGAGUUAUAGAAAUCGACAUUCAUUGUAAAUAGAUGACCUUUUUCUCUCUCUUCUUCAAAUAUUUGUUCUAAAGUUUAGAAAGUGAGUGCCAUUUUUAUGCAAUAGGCACUAUCAUGUGAAUACAUUUUGGAACGAUCAUAAUACAUUUGAAGAACUUAUAACAAAUCAUGUGAUAACUAUACAAGUCAGAUUCUAUAACAUCCGGAUCCGUGGCGCAAUGGUAGCGCGUCUGACUCCAGAUCAGAAGGUUGCGUGUUCGAUUCACGUCGGGUUCAAACUCCCGAACAUUAUCCGGAAUUUUUUUUUUUACCUCCGGUUUUGUCUUUUGCUUUAUACUUGGAAACUCUCUUGGUUUGGUAAUCUAAUUUCACUUAACCGAAACUCUUAGAUCCGGUUUGAAAUCGUCCGUGAAUUGUUCUCUGUUUGAAGAAGAGGCUUGUUAGCUUUCAUUGUUUUUUAUUUUGGUUUCACAUGCAUUUAUCUUGGAAAACAAAACAUUAAGAAACUCUGUUGUCAUGUGUUCCUGUUUUAUUUUAAAAGAUGGAUUCAUACUUCAUUCACAAAACUAUUAUUAUAAUAUGAUAUCUCCAACGAUUCAUAUCAUCAACGAGAAUAAAUCAAAGAACUUCAUUUUUCAAAUGGUCAUAUUCACAUUGAAUAAGGAAAACAGUUAACAUAUGUACAUUGAAUGAUUCUAGCUCUGACUAAUGUCAGUAUUUUCUUCUUCUGGAACAUCAUCAUUGAAGCAUAGAAGUCACGUUGAUGAAGGUAUCUUCAGGACAAGGAAUCGUUAGUCCACCCAUUGGAUGGUCAUAUCCAAAUUCUUCCUCAGAUUUACUGAGGAGAGCUUGAAAAGAAGGCUGGCUCAAGUAUGAGACUGGAACUAUAAAUCUUUUCUUCUGUCUCUCUCCAACGUACACCGCAAGAAACCCCUUUGGCGCUGAAACUGUGCUUUUGCUUGUAGCCGCUACAGAGAGGCCAAUAAUCCUCUUUGCACUCAAGAGACCUCUAAACAAAGACAUUUCUUGUGUCUUUAAAUUGAAAUUUGAAGCUUCUAAGAAAUGGAUAGUUGCUUAGAUUGAAGGUUUGUAUUGAAGAGUUGGUUCUCUGCCUUAAGAUGUAUAUAUAGAUUGAUGAAAGACUUUAAACCGCACUAGAACCAUUGAAAGAAUGGGACAUGUACUCUAAUCACAUGGUUCUGUUUUUUAGAUAUGAUAGAAGACAAGUAAUGAAAGCUAACGUGCUUUAACUCUUUGUUUUCUCAUGUCUGUAUAAUAAAUGAACAGAAGAAAUUAAGUAUUCAAUCUUUUACGUAUAAAUGUGAUCAUAUUUGUGGAUGUAAUCAAAGAACAACUUAACCUGUGACAGAGACUUGUUGUUCUGCUGUUGAGAAACUUCAUGUCCUCACUUUAAAUUCUCAUUAAUUAAAAUAUAUUUAGACCGCAGAGAUGUGAAAAUAUGAUCACCACAGAACAUGAAGAACAGAAACAUACUGGUCUUUAUUAUUGACAAUAGCAUAUGUCUUAUCUAAACAAACAUUGAGAAAACAAGCCCUUGUGAAUCGCAUUUCAUUUUUAUUUUCUAGUCCCACACUCAAUUAGUUUCCAGGCUGUAAAGACAAAACCAUGUGAAACUCUGAUCUAGUUUGUCCACUUCUUCAAGACCACAAGUUUCAGAGAAGUUCAAAGUUAUUCAUUGAUCUUUCUAUAUAUACACAUAACAUUACCGAUUCUUUCCAUAUCAUCAACCAACACACAAGCAUUAUUCCAGUAACUUGAAUCUUUUUCAUACAUCUUCAAAGGCUUCAAAAGGAUUCAGACUUUCAUAAAAAAAGAGAAACAAGAAAUGGCUUUCGUAAGAAAUCUAUUGGGUGCCAAGAAGAUUCUUGGAGCCACAACAAGCAAAAGGGCGACCUCAUCGGCACCAAAAGGGUUUCUUGCGGUGUAUGUAGGAGAGAGCCAGAAGAAGAGAUUUGUGGUGCCAAUCUCAUACUUGAGCCAACCUUCGUUUCAAGCUCUUCUGAGCAAAUCUGAAGAAGAAUUUGGGUUCGCUCAUCCAAUGGGUGGCUUAACAAUCCCUUGUCCUGAAGAUACUUUCAUCAACGUGACUUCUCGGCUUCAGUGAUGAUUAUUCUUCGAGUUAGAGAUAGAUUUUGUUCCUUGUAGAUAGAGGAUAGCAAUUUUAUGCUAUGUACACAACAUACAACAUGAUUCAUGUUAAUAUAAAUUUAAUUUUAUAAUGAA
Brassica napus (rape) is the source of this 7098-nucleotide messenger RNA. Its product is annotated as auxin-responsive protein SAUR21-like. Lineage: Eukaryota; Viridiplantae; Streptophyta; Magnoliopsida; Brassicales; Brassicaceae. Gene Ontology annotation, biological process: response to auxin. The transcript has a single exon. The record is from RefSeq and is a predicted model, not a curated record. Bases 1 to 279 code for a protein of 92 amino acids.